AUGGACGAGGAGAGCGGAGAGGUUAUACAUCACGAAUAUGGAACGAAUGCGCAACCCGCUUUUACAAAUAUGAUACACCUGAUGAAUCUACCUUCCGAUUACCUACCGCAGACAGGCAAACACAGGAAACCAAACCGCCUCAUCAUAGUGGGCGAUGUGCACGGAAUGAAAGAUGCGUUGGUGAGUUUACUCGACAAAGUAAACUUCGACGAGAAACACGACCAUUUGAUAUUAGCUGGCGAUAUGAUAUCCAAAGGACCCGAUUCUCCAGGUGUGGUUGAUCUUGCCAUGAAAAUCGGAGCUUCUGCCGUGAGGGGAAACCAUGAGGAUAGGAUUAUUCUCGCGCAUGCCGAUAUGAUAGCACAGCAUAAGGAGAUGGAGAUGGAUGCACCUGGCCCGAGUGAAGAUCCGGAGAAAGUGGUUGAUGGGCUGGAGGAGAUUAGUUUCAAUCAUGGGGAUUACAAGGAUCGAGCGUUGGUGAGGGCGCUGGGGGAAAAGAGAAUCAAAUGGUUGAAGAAAUGCCCUGUAAUUCUGCGAGUAGGGCAUUUGGAUGGAAUGGAGCAGGUGGUGGUUGUUCAUGCUGGGCUGGCUCCCGGGGUCGAAUUGGAAAAACAGGAUCCAUCUAUGGUGAUGAAUAUGCGGACUCUGAUUGACGGAGUACCUAGCGACGAAAGAGAUGGGAAACAUUGGAACAAGGUCUGGAAUAAGCAUCAGAAGAAACUACCAAAGAAAGAACGUACUACAGUCAUUUACGGUCACGACUCUAAGCGAGGUCUCCAAUUAGAGAAAUACAGCAUGGGUUUGGAUACGGGGUGUUUGAAAGGCGGCAAGCUUACGGCUGUAGUUAUUGAAGGAGGAAAUUUAUCUCCGAAACACAAAGUUGUGCAUGUUAAUUGUAAGGAUGGGAGAAAGAAUUAUUAG
Botrytis deweyae is the source of this 921-nucleotide messenger RNA. RefSeq lists its product as uncharacterized. Gene Ontology annotation, molecular function: endopolyphosphatase activity; phosphatase activity. Gene Ontology annotation, biological process: polyphosphate catabolic process. The transcript has 2 exons. NCBI's taxonomy places the organism in Eukaryota, Fungi, Ascomycota, Leotiomycetes, Helotiales, Sclerotiniaceae. Gene Ontology annotation, cellular component: cytoplasm. The coding region runs from base 1 to 921 and encodes 306 amino acids. The record is from RefSeq and is a predicted model, not a curated record.